Oncorhynchus kisutch (coho salmon) is the source of this 4139-nucleotide messenger RNA. RefSeq lists its product as uncharacterized. Gene Ontology annotation, biological process: positive regulation of cytokine production; positive regulation of canonical NF-kappaB signal transduction. The transcript has 2 exons. The coding region runs from base 1132 to 2190 and encodes 352 amino acids. NCBI's taxonomy places the organism in Eukaryota, Metazoa, Chordata, Actinopteri, Salmoniformes, Salmonidae. The record is from RefSeq and is a predicted model, not a curated record.
CUCCCCCUUGCGCUGGUCUGGAGCAAUGAAGCAGUGACGAAGGGUACCGUACUAAACCACAAAUUUCCUCUGAAUCCCGCAGCAUAAUCUCAAAACGUUUAGUUGAGCAACCACUGUACCGUAUUGUACUGUACAUUGUCUUCUGUGUUCUACUAUGCUCUACUGUACUAAACUGUGCUGUACAGUGAUGUUCCAACUUGUGAAACAUACUCGAGGUCUAUGAUUAGUUCAGAUUUGGAUCUGGUCCGCAACAGCCAAAUUUGUAAUUAUUUGGGGGCGGAAUACAUUAGAAUAAUACCCAGCAUGCUUUGCUAGUAAUAAACUAAACACAUUUGCAUUUUUGUAAUUCAGCAGAUGGUCUAAUCCAGAGUGCCUUACAGUCAGUGCAUUCAACUAAGCUAAAUAAAUAACAACAUGUCAGUCAUGGCAAUAAAACAAAUCUGUAACCGUUAUUCAGAAUGUUAUUGUAUUUGAAAUGGUCUGUUGGUUUGGUCUGUUGUAUAGACUAAUCUGAAAAUAAUUGCUGCACGUUUCAAAGGUUUUGAAAAAGCUAACAUAAGUGCAAAUAGAUGGAAGCAAUCUUCAAUUGGGUUCUCUUUGAUAUUAAGUAUAAAAAAUGAUUGUUGUGAUAAUUGAGAAUGUAUAGUAGUUCAAAUUUGGACAUAUGAUCAAUUAUGCAAAAAUACUAUUUUCAAUAUCCUGUAGAUUACAUAUUUUCAACGUCUGGAAAAUAGGUCUUCUAACCUUUAAUUCAGCAUCUGAAAUGCACUUGAUGUCAAAGUUCUGGAACGUCAUUUUGCAUACUGGGAAUAGGCUAUAACAGCGCACUAACUUCCAUAUCGACGUGUUUGCAAUGGUAAUCGGUUAUGUUCUACAUACAUGAGCUCAACAGCAGUAUAGUCUAUUAAUGUUUCCCAGUGUUCGGCAUAUUUGAAAAAACUAUAAAAGGACCUGGUGCAUUUUUUAUCCUAUUAUCUCUCUGGCGCAUUGAUUGUGGAGGAGUUGUGUAGGUCAUAGGAUGCCAGACAUUACACUUAGAGAUUUCUGUUAUUGCAGUUUAACAGACAAGGAUAUCCAAGAAACACAGCUGAGGACGUAGUGUACUUUUGAUUUAACAAAGAACGGAAGAUUAUGGAUGAAGGCACAGUUUCCAACGACUCUGUUCCAGAUUUAAAAGAUUUGGAGUUGAAAAUCGGACGGAAGACACCGGAGGGUUUGCUAAAGUGGAUGCGGGAAGAGGCGUCAACGCAACGCGGAGAUGCCAAGUUGAACUCGCCGGAGACCAAAGACGGAGACAUCACAGAGAGGAAGAGCCUAGAUGAGAAGAUUCGAAAACUAAAAGUCGAUAUGGCCCACCUGCGUUCGGUGGAUGUGAAGAUCCUGCAGCAGCUGCUGGCGGUGCACGAGGGGAUCGAGGCAUGCAAGUGGCUCCUGGAGGAGCGCGGCACCCUGGCCAGCCGCUGCAGCAGCCUGACCAGCAGCCAGUACAGCCUGGGAGAGGGCCCUGGAGGAGACACCUCCUGGAGAGACAGCUGGAGCAGCCUGCAGGACCCCCUCAACGACAAGCUGGAUAACAUCUCUAUAGGUAGCUACCUGGACACCCUGGCGGACGACAUGGAUGAGUACUGCCCCUCUAGUUCUGAGUAUGCGCUGUGUUCUACUCCACUGGGGACUGAGAUGCCCACUCGGACUGGCGGAGGGACAGGUGCUGGGGUAGGGGCGGGGAGAGGUGCUGGAGCAGGGGCAGUGUCUGGGGCAGGGGUUUUGGCUGGGACAGGAGGGGCAGGAGCUGAGUUAGGACCGGGCACAGGGGUCAAGGUAGUUGUUGGGCCUGGGGCUCCCCAAGUCAAGCCAGAGAUCCCCAAAGAAGAGCCUCCCAUUUGGACUAAGGCCAAAAAGGUAGUGAAAGGAACCACCAUCACCAAGGACACCAAGGACUCCAACCAAAUGCAGCAGCCCAGUAAGAGCAAUGGUGUCCUGGAGAAGGCAGUCAGGCAAGCAGGAGGACUUGCUGACUCGGCCCGGGCCUGCCUGGCUGAGAAGCUGGGGAAAAACCAGAGCCCCAAACUCAAACCCUAUAAGAACGGCAAGAUAGACCUGGAUGGCUGCAAGAUGAACGGCACAAUGCACCUGGAGUAUGACGCCCAUUGGCGAUGGGUGCAGUCGCAGGAUGAUGUUACAUUUCUGUGAGGUGGAUGUAUUACGCCACUAAAGACGCUUAGCCUGCUCCCAUAUGAUGACCAAACAGGUCAAAGGUUAAGAGAAAGGGGUCUUGGACUGGUGUUGUGGUUGAUUGCAAUUAUUAUACAAACUUCUACCAUUGCCAUUGUGCAAGACAUCAGGUGUGGAUGAGUAGGAGAGUACAACACCAUUACAUUAUGUUCUAUUCACUCUAAAUGUGACUGCACUAACUUUCUAGAACAUUGACAGUAUUAUAUUUGGGAUAAAGUUGAUAUUUUGUUUACCCUCUCUUCCUGUGUGCAUUGUAAUAUACAGUACCAUAGAAGAUGAACAAUUUCCAAAAUAAAAUGUAUUUGUUACACAUACACAUCUAUAGAACCUAGUUAAUGACCAAAGUUUGCCCUUACUGAUCAAUCCCAUGUCAAAAUGAUUGUAAAACACCCUAUCUAUGAAUUAUAGAUACCUGAAUCCUUCUCAUACAUACUAUACCAUAGCAUGCAAAGAGCAUCUAGAAUGUUCCUACUGUUUGCACAUGAUUGCUAUUGUGGAUGUCCUAAAACUACCUAAAGUACUUAACCAGUCAAUGCAAUAUGUAUAAUCAGUGAAUCGCAAUGCAAUGAAUCUGUGCAUCAGGUUCUUAUGUGGGUGGAUGUGUUAAAAUGUGUCAAUAUGGCUGAGUAUUAGUGUUGUUAUUUUGUGGAUUAUACAGUAUUUUUCAUUUGGAAAGCAGAUGUUGUCAUCGGUGUAAUCCUAAACUAUUAUGCCUGUAUCUCCCAUUCCAAGAUAACUGCACUUUUUUUCUGAUAAUCCUUAUGGUUUAAAUGACUGAUUUGCCCUCUUUCAGUACUCUGCUGUCUUAAUGAGUCCAACUGUCUCUGUUCUUUUACUCAGUGUUGAGUGGUGUGAAAUUAUUACAGUAAUUUGGGUGGGUGAAAAUUGCAUGUCAUGUGCUGACUGGUUUAUUGGUAAAAAAAAAAUCACCAUGAAAAAUGUGUGAAAAGCUUAAUACAAUCAUCAGGGAAGGAAAGCGAUAUUCCCUCGAAGCCUUUUGUAUUCGGUUAUAAACAACCCACUCUCACACAGAACCAUCACCACUGAAAGCUAAUAAUAUCUCAACACUCCACGGGAGGGGUUGCCAGGACAACUGAGAGAGGGUGAGAGAGAGAGAGUUCACGUGUGUAUGUACAUGUCUGCGUGUGUCCGUGUGAGUGCACGUGUAUGCAUUGAUGUGUGUGUGUACAUGUCUGCGUGUGUCCGUGUGAGUGCACGUGUAUGCAUUGAUGUGUGUGUGUGCACAUGUGUGUGUUUACAACUGGCUGCUGUGCACAGCUGCUCUGCUAGAUUUAGAUGUGGAUGGAGGUGUCUCAAGGGGCUGUUCUUUACUAGGCUAUCCCCUUCUUUUUCAUCAUGGGAAAACAACACAUUUCACUGCACCUAUCUGUUGUAUGUAAGAAUCAAACAUGUAAAAGAAAUGAAUAGUAAUUGUCUCACCCCAUCACCCUCUCCCAUCCCAUCCCAUUCUACCCUGUCGCCAUUAGUCAUAUAAUGCACUGUAUUUGUUAGAUAAUGGAUACCAGAUAAGGUUUGUGUAUUGCAUAGGCAUUGUGAAUGUUAUCAGAUCUAUUCUGCAUAUCAUGGAACGUGAUUAGUGUAACAAUUCAAUUUAGGAAGGAGUGUUUUCAAUUGAAUUAAGUUAGGAUUUCCCUUCGUGAUGUUUUGAAUUCUGUAUACUCAUGCCUUUACUUCCUUGUUGGCUGUCUUAGUUCUAUGGUUUUAGGGUGUCUGUCUCUGUGUGAUGUCUUUGCUUGCGUGGCUCCAGUACUGUACCACUCAGCACUCCUAUCAGAGCAACCUUUUAAUAUGUUUCAGAUGAGUUUUCACUUAAAGACCUCAGCGAGGGUAGGCAGUGCUUACCCUGUGAUAGUCUAAUAAAAUAAAAAGCUGUUGCGAAAUAAUUA